Erpetoichthys calabaricus (reedfish) is the source of this 5768-nucleotide messenger RNA. RefSeq names its product integrin, beta 4 (gene itgb4). Lineage: Eukaryota; Metazoa; Chordata; Cladistia; Polypteriformes; Polypteridae. Gene Ontology annotation, cellular component: membrane; focal adhesion; cell surface. Gene Ontology annotation, biological process: cell communication; cell adhesion mediated by integrin; cell migration. The transcript is spliced from 35 exons. The record is from RefSeq and is a predicted model, not a curated record. Gene Ontology annotation, molecular function: integrin binding. The coding region runs from base 373 to 5190 and encodes 1605 amino acids.
GAGAGAGAGAGGGAUAAUCACGUCUACUCCAGAGCAAUGACCAGAAGAUAACAGACUCCGAGUUCCAUGCCUUGAUGAACUUUCUAAAUACGCGACUCCGUCCUUGCCACAAGACAGAACACAUAAUCCGGUGCUUCAAAACAGGGGCUGCGCGGUCCACGUCUGCAUGCACUUCGGUUGCGUCUUUUACGCAGCGCGCCUUGUUGAAUAUAAAAACGCCCGCAGUUGCAGAUGUGCUGCCUUUUUGAAGUUUGCAGUCCGUUACGUGGCCGGCCGCAUGCCUUUUAAAGCAGCACUGCGCGCUCAAGCAACACAGCCGAACAAAAGCUUUUGAAUGAAUUCAAUGAUCUGAGAAGUGCAGUGGGGAUUCUCAUGGAAAUCAGCGCCGCCAGAGCUGGAGGGGACCGCGAGGAGGGCACAGCGCCGGACACUAACAACGGGAGUGCGAGCGCGGACUGGAGAAGAGGACGAAGCAGAAGAGCGCAGGAGCCCAAAACUCGGUUGGCGAUGGAGGGGCGGCUCGGCUCCUUCCUCUUCUCACUGGGAGCUGUUCUUGUGGUCCUUGCAGGAAUCUGUGAAGGCAGUAAAGUGAACCACUGCCUUGCUGCACGUGCCACCGAUUGCACCUCAUGUGUCCAGGCUGGAAAAGACUGCGCUUACUGCAUUGAUGAGGAUUUUGAAUAUCCCCGUUGUGACCUGCAAAGUAACCUGAAGUCCUACCAGUGCAUGAACUCGGUACAAAUAAGUAGUGAAUAUUCGAUAAUAAAGGAAGAGUCCAUCAAUACACAGCUGGUCAAGACGCAGGUGUCGCCCCAGCAGAUGAAGAUGCGCCUGCGUGUGGGCGAGGAGAGGAUAUUCCAGAUGAAGGUUUUUGAACCCCUGGAGACACCCGUGGACCUCUACAUCCUUAUGGACUUCUCCAACUCCAUGUCUGACGAUCUGGAAAAUCUCAAAAAAAUGGGGGACAGUUUGGGUGAAUUGGUGGGAACACUGUCCCGGGACUACACUAUUGGAUUCGGAAAAUUUGUCGACAAAGUGACGGUUCCGCAGACGGACAUGAGGCCUUCCAAGUUGAAGCAGCCCUGGCCCGACAGCGACCCUCCAUUCUCCUUUAAGAAUGUAAUCCGCCUGACCAGCGACAGCAACACAUUUCGUCGGGAGCUGGAUAAGGAACGUAUCUCUGGGAAUCUCGAUGCCCCUGAAGGAGGGUUUGAUGCUAUCCUGCAAACGGCCGUUUGUAAGGACCAAAUCGGCUGGCGUGACCAGAGCACCCACCUGCUGGUGUUCUCUACCGAGUCCGCAUUCCACUACGAGGGAGAUGGGGUCAACGUCCUGGCUGGGAUCCUAAAGCGGAAUGAUGAAGCCUGCCACCUGAAUGCCGCAGGGUCCUACACUCACGACAUACUGCAGGACUACCCUUCUGUCCCCACGUUGGUGCGGCUGUUGCAGGAGAACAAUAUUAUCCCAAUAUUUGCGGUGACCAACCACUCGUAUUCCUAUUAUGAGAAGCUGAGCCAUUACUUUCCAGUGUCGGACAUCGGUGAACUUCAAGAAGAUUCAUCCAAUAUCCUGGACCUCCUGAAAAAAGCCUUCACGAACAUCCGCUCCAAGAUCAGCAUGCGUGCAGAAAACAUCCCCAAAGCAUUCAAAGCGGAGGUGCUGUCUCAGUCCGGACAGAAGACAGAAGCUGGAACUUUCAAGCUGACCCCGGGAGCGGUGGAAUCUUUCACGGUGAAACUGCAGGCCCAGGAGAAGGUGGGCGAUAAGCAUGUUUGCAGUCUCCCCGCCGAAGACCAGUCGGGGAACGUCCGCAUCAAGCCCACCACCUUCACGGACGCCUUGAACGUCGACGUCGGGGUUUUGUGCACUCGGUGCCCCUGUGAGCAGAAUAGGGUUACCAAUGCCAGGAAGUGCAAUGGCCAUGGUGACCUGGUGUGCGGCCAGUGCCAGUGCUCUGAAGGCUGGAUAGGCCCCUUCUGCAACUGUUCUGCCAGGACCGUAGGAGACGACGCAGCCUGUAGAAUGCCCAACACGACGUCCGUGUGCACCGACCGUGGGGAAUGCAUAUGUGGCAUUUGCCAGUGCCACUCUUCCGGAAAUCCGCUAGAGCGUUACGAGGGCAAAUACUGCGAAUUCAACAGCCUCCAGUGCCAACGCUUCGCGGGCUUCCUCUGCAAUGCUCGUGGCCGGUGUUACAUGGGCCAGUGUGCCUGUGAAGAUGGCUGGGCCGGCGAUGCCUGCGAGUGUCCAACGAGUAACGCCACCUGCAUCGACAGCAAAGGGGGCAUCUGUAACGGCCGUGGCAUCUGUGAGUGCGGGCGCUGCAAGUGCGAUGACAGCAAGGGGCAGUACAACGGCGCGACCUGUGAGGCCACCUUCAUGGGCCUGCUGGGAGUCUGCGAGGACACGAGGGCCUGCGUCCAGUGCCAGGCCUGGCAGACGGGAGAGAAGAACGGUGAGGCCUGCAAGGAGUGCGGCUUCCAAAUCCAGAUGGUGGAUGAGCUGAAGAAAGCGGAGGAAGUGAAUGAGCGCUGCAGUUUCCGAGAUGAACACGAUGACUGCACCUACCACUACACUGUAGAUGGCACUUCAGAGAACAAGGACAUCAUGGUCCGCAAAAAGAAAGAUUGCCCCCCGGCUGGAUUUCUCUGGCUCAUUCCCCUCAUCAUGUUUUUGAUGUUGCUCUUGGGACUCCUGCUGUUGUGCUGCUGGAAGUAUUGUGCUUGUUGCAAGGCUUGCCUGGCCAUGCUUCCAUGUUGUGCACGAGGUCGCAUGGUGGGCUUCAAAGAAGACCAGUAUAUGCUGAGACAGAGCCACCUCACUUCGGAUUAUCUGGACACGCCUAUGGUGCGCACCGGACCCCUCAAGGGGGCAGAUAUUGUGAAAUGGAAAAUCAACGACAACGUUCACCGCCAGGGUGCCGUCUACAACCAGGCGACAACCACCAACCCCAAGGACAUAAUUCCCUACGGUGUGUCACUGCGUUUGGCCCGUCUCUUCAUGGAAAACCUCUCCCGGCUGGAUAGUCGUGAAACCGACCAACUGCGACAUGAAGUGGAAGAAAAUCUGAAUGAAGUGUACAAACAGAUCCCAGGAGCACAGAGGGUCCAGAGGACCAAAUUCAGGUUGCAGUCAAAUGCAGGAAAAAGGCAGGACCACGCCAUCGUGGACACGGUCCUUUCUGCCCCUCGCUCGGCUCAGCCAGACAUUGUCAAGCUGACUGAGAAGCAGGUCCAGCUGGGCAGGUUCAACGACCUGAAGGUUGUCCCGGGUUACUACACCGUGGCGUCUGACAAAGAUGCUCAGGGCCUGGUCGAGUUCCAGGAGGGUGUGGAGAAUGUGGACGUGCGGGUGCCCCUCUUCAUCAAGGAUGAAGACGAUGACAAAAAGCAGCUUCGAGUCGAGGCCCUGGAGGUGCCCCAAGGCAUCGCUGAGAUUGGACGUCGAUUUGUCAACAUCACCGUCAUCAAGGAACACGCCAAGAGCAUCCUGUCGUUUUUGCAACCGUCCUACACGUACAGCCGGCAAGAGAAGGUGGCGACAAUUCCAGUGGUGAGGGAGAUCAUUGAGGAUGGCCGCACGAUGGUCACGUACCGUACGCGGGAUCUCACGGCCAAAGACAAGAAGGACUACAAAUCUACUGAGGGAGAGCUGACCUUUCUGCCAGGAGAAAAUCAGAAGAAUGUCAAAGUGGACCUGCUGGAGCUUUCGGAAAGCGACGCUCUGCUGACAGACAAGCAGAUAAAGCAGUUUGUCAUGGACCUGACCAACCCGCGAUACGCGGCCAAGCUGGGAAAAUAUCCACGGACCACCGUCACCAUCACGGACACGCCAGAGCCUGCAGUGGCCAUGUUUAAGAAAGGCUCUCAGACUUUCUCCACGCGGGAUCAGCUUUACACCAUCCCGGUGGUGCGAACCCGAAACCCAGAAGGACCCGCCACCUUACACUGGCGAACCCGCAACGCCUCCCGCUUUGAGCUGUCCAGUCCACUCAAGUUUGGCCCUGGGGACACGGAGAAGAAUAUCGUCAUCGAUCCGAACGUUCAUCCUGGCCCCAUUAAACCCGAGACCUUUCAGGUGGAGCUGUUUGACCCCAGUCCUAACUUGGUCAUCGGGGAAAGGAAAAACACUGUGGUUUCCAUCAUGCCACCAGAUAUGCUGGAAUCCCAGGCCAUAUUACAGAACCAAAGUGUCAGCCCGCGUUCCCCCAGUGGACGUCUGUCCGCGCCCCUGAACGUCAAUGCACAGGCCACAAGCGCCAAGAACAUUCGCAUGACGUGGGCCCCUCCACCUGGAAAGCCCAAUGGAUACAAGGUCAGGUACUGGAUUCAGGGUGAUCCGGAUUCAGAGCAGCAGGUUGAAUGUAAAAGCCCCGCGGUGGACCUCAACAAUCUCUACCCCUACUGCGACUACGAGAUGCGCGUCUGCGGUUACAAUUCAAUGGGUGAAGGCCACUACUCGGACGUCGUGCACUGCCGCACAUUAGAGGACGUUCCAAGUGAGCCCGGACGCUUGGCCUUCAACGUAAUGAGCUCCACCGUGACUCAGCUGAGCUGGGCAGAACCUGCCGAGACCAACGGGGACAUCACAGCUUAUGAAGUGACCUACACACCCAUAGACGAGGACAACAAGCCAAAUGGACCCACGAAGACGGUCCGAAUUGAUAAUCCCAAGAAGAGAAUGAUCCUGAUUGAAAACCUCAUGGAGUCGCAGCCUUACCGCUACACCGUGAGAGCACGCAAUGGGGCAGGGUGGGGCCCUGAGAGAGAAGCCACCAUUAAUCUGGCCACACAGCCCAAGCGGCCAUUGUCCAUCCCCAUCAUUCCCGACAUCCCCAUCGUGGACGCCGAAGGCGGCGAAGGCUACGAUAGUUUCCUCAUGUACAGUAACGAUGUCCUGCGGUCUCCAACGGGCAGCCAGAGGCCCAGCGUUUCAGACGAAGACCAACUGAUGAACGGCAAGUGGGACCAAAGCUUCCUCUACUCCGGGGGAGGCUCCCUGACGCGGACGACGCACACCAAACACAUUCAGCAGCUCAGCCCGAGCAUGCACACCGAGACCCACAUGAUUGGAGGAAGAGGCGGGGACCACCGUGACCAAGGGGUAUGCCGGCAUGUUCCAGCCUGGCCAAGACAUCUCGGGCAGGAGCCUUCACAGGAUGGAAGACGUGAUUCUCAGGAAGCGCACUGAACUGAAAGGGUACUAUGGAAAUGAUGGCAUGAGGGACUCUAUCGUCAUGGCUGAUGAACCUUUGGGGUUCUCGGACAACCUAGGUAUAAUGGGGGCCCCUCAAACUGGAAUGCAUGUCUUUCCUCUCGAUCACUAAUCCCUUAAUCAUCCUCGUACAUCCCUCAUCCCCACCGAGCUCAGCUCUAAAACCUAAUCGUUGUAACCAGAUCAUGGGGUCUGCCCUCACUAAUUACAGUCCCCCUCACACGGCGAGCUGACUUUCCCUUUCCUGAUUGGUCAGGAGUGUGUCGUUCUGCACGGGGGCGGCUGCACGGCGGGCGUGAAUUGGUUGGUGACACUGUAGGCUAUUCACAUUUGGUCCAUCUUACCUCCUUACUCACCCACUACCAUGUGGCCUACUAAACAGCAUGCUCUUUUUCAUGGUCAGCAUGAGCAUUUCGCCUUCCUCCUCCUCCUCCUCCUCUUCUUCCCGCCUCCUCCUCUCAAACACACACAGGUGGACAGGGUGCGGGAUCGAGUCCGACUCUCGCUUGUUUGUGUACAGCACGUCAUGCCCUUCGCACGCUUUCUUUUCCUGU